Molecule: messenger RNA, 2178 nt
Organism: Beta vulgaris subsp. vulgaris (sugar beet)
Lineage: Eukaryota; Viridiplantae; Streptophyta; Magnoliopsida; Caryophyllales; Amaranthaceae
Product: acetate--CoA ligase CCL3
Exons: 3
Coding region: 159-1853 (564 amino acids)
Source: RefSeq, a predicted model, not a curated record
UCUCUUCUUCCACUACUACCAUCUCACCAAAAGGUGCGUGUCACAAUAUUAUUCUUCUCUCUCUCUCUUCUCACUCAUCUGUCAUCCGUUGAAUCUCCCAUUUUCUGGUUAGAGAGAGAAAGCUUGAGGAGAGAGAAAGCUUAAGGAGAGAGAAAAAAAUGGAGGAUAUCGAUGAUCUUCCAAAAAAUGCAGCAAAUUACACUCCUUUAACUCCUCUUUGGUUUCUAGAAAGAGCUGCUACAGUUCAUCCUACCAGAGCUUCAGUAAUCCACGGCUCUCUUCGUUACACGUGGCUUCAAACUUACAAUCGCUGCCGUCGAUUUGCUUCUGCUCUUUCUCGCCGCUCAAUCGGUGCUGGUUCUACGGUAUCAAUAAUUGCUCCAAACGUCCCAGCCAUAUAUGAGGCUCAUUUUGGGGUUCCAAUGUCAGGAGCUGUGUUGAACACUGUCAAUAUUCGUCUUAACGCACAAACUAUUGCUUUCUUGCUUGGGCAUUCUGAAUCUGUAGUUAUUAUUGUAGACCAAGAAUUCUUUACUUUGGCAGAGGAAGCUUUGAAAAUUUUGGCUGAUAAAAGCAAAGGCAACUUCAAGCCGCCACUUUUGAUUGUCAUAGCUGAUGAAAGUUGUGAUCCUAAAGGACUCCACUAUGCAUUGAGCAGAGGUGCCAUUGAGUAUGAGAAGUUCUUGGCUACAGGCGAUCCAAAUUUUGCUUGGCAACCACCAAAAGAUGAGUGGCAGAGUAUUACACUGGGUUAUACUUCUGGUACAACCGCAAGCCCUAAAGGUGUGGUCUUGCAUCAUCGUGGAGCUUACGUCAUGGCCUUGAGUUGUGCUCUAAUCUGGAAUAUGACAGAGGGAGCUGUUUACCUUUGGACCCUACCUAUGUUUCAUUGUAACGGAUGGUGCUACCCUUGGACUCUAGCUGCUAUGUGUGGGACCAGUAUAUGUCUUAGGCAGGUGACUGCUAAGGGGGUUUACCAAGCCAUAGCCAACAACGGAGUGACACAUUUCUGUGCUGCUCCUGUCGUGCUUAACACUAUUGUCAAUGCAAGAAAAGAGGAUACAAUCCUUCCUCUACCACGUGUUGUGCACGUCAUGACAGCUGGUGCGGCCCCGCCUCCUUCUGUGCUCUCUGAAAUGUCCAAACGUGGCUUCCGCGUUGCUCAUACCUAUGGGCUAUCCGAAACUUAUGGCCCCUCUACUAUAUGCGUCUGGAAACCCGAGUGGGACUCUCUCCCCCCUGAGGAGCAAGCCCGCCUUAAUGCAAGGCAAGGUGUUAGGUACGUCGGUUUGGAAGGCCUUGAUGUUGUCAACCCCCAAGACAUGAAGCCAGUACCUGCUGAUGGAAAGACUGUUGGGGAAAUUGUUUUCCGUGGAAAUGCAGUAAUGAAGGGUUAUUUGAAAAAUCCCAAAGCUAAUGCAGAGUCUUUUGCAAAUGGGUGGUUCCAUUCUGGGGACUUAGCUGUGAAGCACCCAGAUAACUAUAUUGAAAUCAAAGACAGAUCGAAGGACAUCAUCAUUUCUGGUGGUGAGAAUAUUAGUAGCGUGGAGGUAGAAAAUGUUCUUUACUUUCACCCUGACAUAUUAGAGGUAUCAGUGGUUGCAAGACCGGACGAGAGGUGGGGGGAGUCUCCCUGUGCAUUUGUGACAUUGAAGCCGGAUGUUGAUCAAUCGAAUCAGCAGCGUUUAGCUGAGGAAAUAAUGAAAUUUUCUCGGGCCAAGAUGCCCGCUUACUGGGUUCCAAAAUCUGUCGUGUUUGGUCCUUUGCCGAAGACUGCAACUGGAAAGAUACAGAAGCAUAUAUUGAGGACAAGAGCAAAAGAGAUGGGACCUGUGAAGAGGAGUCGACUGUAAGUAUAAAUUAUACUCUUUGAUGUACUCCCUUUUCUACUGUUUAAUUCUUGGAAUAAGUUGAGUUGAGGAAUAAAUUGUGCUUGCUGUUGUACAACAUAACCCCCCCCCCCCCCCCCCCCCCAAAACCACCACCACCCAAAAAAAAAGAAAAAAAAAGAGAAGCAUGAACGAAAGUUUGUUCUUUGUAGAACAUUGUAAAAUUUGUUGGAAGCAUUGUUUUUUGUUGUUUUAUUGAUUGAACUAUCUGUACUCCAUGACUGUAUUAUGGUGAUUCUGAUGGUUUGGCUAUGAAAAUAUGUGAAUGGAACUUCAGUAUCUUCAGCAA